GGUGAGGCUGUUAAGACAUCAGCAGAAGUGAAAGAAUGAAGGUGUGUACUUGUGUCUGUGUGUGUGGGGGGGGGGUGCACGAGGGAGGCAGGGGAAGGAGACACAGAGGACGUCUGAGUCAGUCUUCUGUCGGAGCGCAGACGGAGAGGACCAUGCUGCGCGUAGCCCUCCUUCCCCACCAGCUCCACAGCCUCCUCCAUCCAUCCACGAACCCCGCCGAGCCCAGCUGAGGAACAAUGUUCUCCAAUGGCACCACCAACUCCACAGAGGACUACUCCGUCGUGCGCUUUUACGUCUCCACCGCCUCCUUCUCGCUGCUCCUCUUCUUCAACCUCAUCAUCAACUGGACCAUCGUGCGCGCGGGGAGCCUGCGCGGCCAGGCCCGCUUCGUGCUGAUCUUCCACCUGCUGGUGUCCGCGCUGGUCCACAUGGGCACCAACAGCGUCUUCUACUACCAGAUCCACGUGAGCGCGCGGCCCAGCCCCCCCGCGUGCCGGGCGAUGAUCACCCUGCUGAUCAGCAGCGCCUCCAACAUCCUGCUGACGCUCACCGUCAUGGCCCUGGACCGCUUCUGCGCCGUGUGCCACCCGCUGCGCUACAGCGCCUCCUUCGCGGCGGGCCGCUGGCCCUGGCUGCUGGGGCUGCUCACCUGGACGGUGGCGCUGCUGAUCCCGCUCAGCCUGCUGGCGCAGCCGAGGACGACGCACGACCCGCCAGAGGACGGCUCGUGCGGGAAGGAGCAGCUGACGGGAGGCAAGCGCGAGAAGAUGGUCUUCAUCAGCGCGUGCACGCUGGUCAUCCUCUACACGUACGUGCGGAUUCUGCGGGAGGGGAGGCGGCUCGGGGUGCUGAACCGGCGCAACCGGGCCGGAUGCAGAACCAUCGCGCUGCACGGCACCCAGCUGGCUCUGUGCAUCCUCCCCAACUUUGUGAACUUCGUGCUGGGAACUCUGAGACAGCACAAACUCAUCCAACAGAAAACCAAGGACCUGUCCGCCGUGGUGGUCUUCGCCUUCUUCAGCUUGGCGCAGUGCAUUGCGGCGGUUGUUUACGGAUUGCGCAAAGAGGAACUCCUGGAGCAUCUGGAUCACAGGUUCCCCUGCUGUUCCCGCUAUCUGAAGGCUGUCCUGGGGUGGACCGUGCGCGCCAACUGGUCACAAGCGCAACACAGAUCAAGGGAGCGAACGCUGACGACUCUCACCAUCAUCUCCGAGGAGAUCACACACGUAGACAGAGACGAGGACGAGGAGGAAACAGUCGUAGCCGGUCAGCCGUCCCUCACAUGACUCCCUUUCAUGCUAAGGAAUCACAGUCGAUGCCUCAUGGGAAAACAUGAACUAUCAGUGGAAUAUCUGGAUACGGACCACGUUGGGACUGGGACCUUUUGUCUUUUAUUGUAAUUAUUAACUUGGUCCCUCCUGUGGACUUUUUAUUGUAAAUAUUUAAAUUAUUGAUGUGAUAAGAUGUAUUGGCAAGAGUUUGGCGAUACUCUUUGUGUCCCAAGAGAGUACCAGACAAUAUUUCACUAUUUUUUUAAAUUAUGACUUCAGAAUUAUCUUAAUAUUUUUAAUUUUUCACAAAAGUAAAAUUGUAAAAUACAUGUUAUUUAAUUAUCUAAACAUAAAGCAUUGCAACUGUAUCUCAUGUACAAUUUGCUUUUACCCACAAAAAUUCACAGUGCUUUUAUUUUGGUAAUUUAAGGAACGAUUAAGUGGAAAACAAAAGUAAGGUCCAAUCUGAAUUCUUCACCCUUUCCCUUCCUGUUCUUUUAGCCCUCCAAACUUAGAGUUAUGGGAAAAUUGUGUCUCAGAAUUCAGACGUCAGUGUUGUUCGAUCUCACAAAUAAUAGCCGGUCUGUUACCGGUCAGAUUAAAAAUACAUUUCCAGACACACUAAAAUGCUCCUUCAAAUGGAAGGAAAGAGAGAAGGAAAGAAUUCAGAUUGAACUACUCGUUUGCUUUUAAAUAAUUCAUAAAUAUCUCCUUAACAGUAUUUUAAAUCAAGUAUCGCCUCAUAAAAUAUCGCGAUAUUUCACUGUAUCGAUAUUUUCUUGCACCCCAAAUUCAAACCCAAUAAAAUCGUGGCACUCGUAGGAUUUAUUAAGCCUGAAACGACGGAGAAUGUUCAGAAAAAUCUACUGUGAAGCUGAGCUGACAAUGCAAGUAGUCUUUCAGACAAUUUUGUUCCCUUUUUUUCUUUUUUUUUCAGAUGUUUUUUUCCUCUUUCAGAAACACUGCAUAGAAAAAUGUCCUAAACGGAGUGUUUGUCGCAAAGUUCUGGGAACUCCGAGAACCACAACUACCUAAAUUUGCAGUUUCUAUUUCUGCAUUUCUUCUUUUAGGCAGCUAUGCUAAACGGCACGUAUUGAAUUGAAUGUUGCUUCAUUUGCAUUGGACUCUUUGAGCUGCAUGUAUUAUAUAACCUGCUGUAAAAAUAAAUUAUUGCCUUUUGCAUGAAGAAGACAAAGUUUCUGAGCUUUAACUGAAGAUUUUAUUUAAAAAAAA
This is a messenger RNA of Oryzias melastigma (Indian medaka), 2504 nucleotides long. RefSeq lists its product as uncharacterized. Gene Ontology annotation, cellular component: membrane. Gene Ontology annotation, biological process: G protein-coupled receptor signaling pathway. Gene Ontology annotation, molecular function: G protein-coupled receptor activity. The transcript is spliced from 2 exons. Lineage: Eukaryota; Metazoa; Chordata; Actinopteri; Beloniformes; Adrianichthyidae. The record is from RefSeq and is a predicted model, not a curated record. The coding region runs from base 237 to 1286 and encodes 349 amino acids.